Microdochium trichocladiopsis is the source of this 1887-nucleotide messenger RNA. RefSeq lists its product as uncharacterized. Bases 136 to 1566 code for a protein of 476 amino acids. Lineage: Eukaryota; Fungi; Ascomycota; Sordariomycetes; Xylariales; Microdochiaceae. The transcript has a single exon. The record is from RefSeq and is a predicted model, not a curated record.
AUGAGAUCAGCUACGCCACGGCCAAGAUACAUGAAAUAAUAGUUCUAUGGGUGACAACAUCUUUCAUCUUCAGUCUUUUCACGCCCUUCCAAUCAACGACACAGUCAAGUAGCUCAACAUACACCCAUCAACAGAAUGACGGUGCACAGAUGGUCAUUUUCAGGCAGGCCCAUGGUUCGCCAUGGCCUGUCACAGGCCGACCACCUCUUGUCAUCCACUCUGGGUUCCAUCACCACAGACUUCCCUCAUCUGAGACAUCGGAGCAAUCUCAACGCUGUCUUGACGAAGCACUUUGACCAGGAACAAGAACCUCGACAACCACGGCCCGCACAGUCAACAACGGCUCAAGAGCCAGCUGUAUCUCGGCAGCCUGAAGCAGUAGACCGAUUGUCACCUAGCAUCCCAACCACGACGUCCACAGUGUCUGGGGAUUACGGGCUCGACUUCUUCGACUGCCGCCCCUCAACCGAGCUGCGUGGCACAAGCCUCUUGCAGGCACCAAAGCGGGCAACAGACGAGCUUGAAAGCCUGUCUGACAUCCUGAACGCCCAUCACGAAGAUAACGAGCGCGCUCGUAGCUCUUCAUCAUCAUAUCGCUCUGAGAAUCUCCCCUCGCCUGCCCCCGGACAGUGCUCCUCUCCUCAGCCAACCACUUACACUAUGAGCAUCGGCUCGAACCAGACAGCCUACACGAACAUUCCGUCAGAUGUUGGCUCGUACCUCGAUGCCCUGUACUCGGAGAAGCACGCCAUGGAUGUGUCACAGGGCCGACCAACACUGAUGGACGAACUUGCCGCUGCAGCAACGGCAAUGGAGACUUCCACCACACAUACAACCAGCAUCUUGGAUCUGGCUGGGAGUUCAAUUGACUUUCAACCAUCUCGCAGCGGGACCAGGAGCACCGAAGUAGAUGCCCUGUACCUGCAGACGAGAUCCAAGAUCUCUUCGCAUGGAGCAAAUAGUCGGCGUGAGAGAAGUUCAGAAGGCAGUGCACUGCCCUCCACAGCCAAUCUUAUCUGGCUUCUGUACGACAAUAGCUUCUUACGAGAGGUGCCCGAAAGAGAAUCAGUGAAGGAAUUGCUGGCGGAAGUGACAGACGACAUGAACCAUACCAACUUCCUCCCCGAGAACCCCAGGCGGGAAUCGGAUGCAAUUGUCGGUCAAUGGCACGAUGCCGAUAAGUUGUCAAUGAACCAGCAUCAGCUCAAGGCAAACGCCGCCAUUUGCUGCAACGCGGCUGUAUCUUCAGUUUCUGAUGAUCGCGAUAGCAUGAUAGAUGAGUUGCCGCCGCUCACGAAAGUCAACCAUCAUGUUUCGAGUUCUGAGUACGUUGCCACGGAUUUUGGCCAUAGCGGCAUCAAGGCAUGGGUCAAAUAUGCUUUGUGCCGAACCAAGGUUUAUUGCAAAAUGCGGUUGGGACGGCAGCCAUCUGCAGAAUCGGCGAAGAACCUGGUGCUGUUCAAGACGUUUCGCAUUCUGAAACAGUCUCGGGUUGCAAGCGAGCGAAAACCGAGAAAGUGCUCUUUCGCCAGAUCUUUGAGGCUUGAUGUGAGGACCUGGGCAUAGAGAACCCCGGAUAACUCUGCAGACGACUCUAUGAAAGCAAGGGAAGGGAGCAACUACCGCCGAGCUGUCUCUUGCCCGGCGCAGACCAGCCAAGUCAAUCUCUGAUCCUCAAUGGGUCUGAGCUAAAGACCCCUGUUCAAUUGACUCUUUCAGGCUAAACCUCUUCGCCAAUACAUGGCUGCCGCGAGGUCCUUGCGGGAGAAACGUAUGGAAAGGCCACGAAGUACAGCCCGGGGACUCGCGGAGAAUUUCCAAGGGUCCAUUAGCCAUUUAGCAGCAACACGCCCGACUACUUUCCGCCCCUUUCGAGCUUAACAAGGG